This is a messenger RNA of Alexandromys fortis (reed vole), 4581 nucleotides long. It is a transcript of the gene Abtb2, whose product is annotated as ankyrin repeat and BTB domain containing 2. Gene Ontology annotation, molecular function: protein heterodimerization activity. The transcript has 18 exons. The record is from RefSeq and is a predicted model, not a curated record. Bases 1609 to 3633 code for a protein of 674 amino acids. NCBI's taxonomy places the organism in Eukaryota, Metazoa, Chordata, Mammalia, Rodentia, Cricetidae.
GCUGAAAGUGAGGGCAGUGGGCAUAAUGGAGGAGCCACAGCGAGGUCCUCAUGGCCAGAGAAAGCAGCUCCCAGGAGAGGGACUAGCAAGUGUCCCUGGUUUCUUUGGAGAGCACAGAGGAGAUCAGCGUGGUUAGGUUCAUCAUGGAACAGGAGGUGCAGAAGAGGAAAUAACACACAGUACUAUUGCAUAAUAGUGCCUUGCUGUUCAGCUGAGUGUGCUAUGCUGAGCCUGGGCAGACCGGCACACUUCGGUUUGCAUUUUAAUAAGGCUAUUCCCUGUGUUCUGUUGGAAAUGGACUUUAGUAUCAAUAGAAACAAAGUGACCAGAUUGAAACCAUCCUGAAUACACGGAUCCAUCAGCUCUUUUACCUCCUGUCUUCUUACUGCAAGUGUUUCUAGGCCUGGGCCACCGGUGGAUGACCCUUACCAAGUGAGAGAUUAUUUUCUGCUCGAAAGACCAAACUUCAGUAAAAAUUACAUACACUGGAUUUUCAUUGGCCGGAGAAGAGUUCUUUGUGGUAUUACUGCCACUCUGGGGAUGGACCUGGAAUGUUUCCAACUGUAAGAGCUUCCUGUUGGGAGCAGGACGGUGCAGUGUGGUUGUGUGUACAUGUAGAAGCAAGACUGUCUGGUAAAGGCUUCCCCAUCCACACGCUCGGGAAGACAUUGCCAGAGAUGUCAUGUGGCCCAUGCACCGCAGUCUCUUGGGCGUGCUGGUGUACGCAGUGUAUGGAGACUGCGCUGAGUAUUUUGAUUUUCUGCCAGAGGACACAAGAGUUCUUAUAACUCAAGUGUACCUGAGGGCCUCUCUUCUCCAUCCUGAGCUGUGCAUCCUGAUAAGGAAGGCCGUUGUCUGACCUGUGACACACUCUCCUAAGCUGGCGCUGUUUCAGAAGCUUCUCUAACGGGACCUCACUCAAGUGCGAGAUCUGAUGUCAGCACGUAAGACAGAAUUUGCACGUGGCCAUAAUCCCUGCUGAAAUCCUCUUAAAGGCCCUGAGACCUGAGGCUGGCAGCUCGAGCAGAUCCACGCUCCCUUCCUACCACUGGGGCUCUCUACCGUUGAGGGGCGUGGUGGCUGAAACCCCUGCACUGUGGCUCUGAGGCUUGGGUAGCAUUUAAGAGCCCUCUGCAACUGGACUGCCUGGACUUGAAUCCUGACUCCUCGUUGCCGCUUCUGUCCACAGACAGGUGCUGUGACCUCUCAGUGUCUGUGUUCUCAACGUGUGGCGGGAGAGUGACACAUCUUGUGUCACAGUGAUGUCCUCUGUAGCACGUGCUUGCACCUGGUCUCGUGUGAAUGCACUGACGGUGGUGACACCUUUAAUCCCAGCACUCGGGAGGCAGAAACGGGCCGAUCCCAGUGAGUUCCAGGACAGCCAGGGCAACACAGAGAAACCCUGUCUUGAGAAACAAACAAGCAACAAUCAGACAAGCAAGUGUCCUGUCCCUCCCAGCCUACUUCAGUCCCUACAACAGUGGGUCCCUGGGCCACGAUGAGCGAGCCGAUGCCUAUGCUCAGCUGGAGCUGCGGACGCUGGAGCAGUCUCUCCUGGCCACGUGUGUGGGCAGCAUCUCAGAGCUGAGUGACUUGGUCUCGCGAGCCAUGCAUCACAUGCAAGGGCGCCACCCCCUGUGCCCCGGCACCAGCCCCGCACGCCAGGCCCGCCAGCCACCACAGCCCAUCACAUGGUCCCCCGAUGCUCUUCACACACUCUACUACUUCCUGAGGUGUCCACAGAUGGAGUCCAUGGAGAACCCCAACCUGGACCCCCCAAGAAUGACCCUGAACAAUGAACGGCCCUUCAUGCUGCUUCCACCACUGAUGGAGUGGAUGCGGGUGGCUAUCACCUAUGCAGAACACCGCCGCAGCCUCACCGUGGACAGUGGGGAUAUCCGGCAGGCAGCCCGGCUGCUGCUACCAGGCCUGGACUGUGAGCCCCGCCAACUCAAACCCGAAUGCUGCUUUAGUUCCUUCCGGAGGCUGGACGCUCGAGCUGCUACUGAAAGAUUCAACCAGGACCUGGGCUUCCGCAUGCUCAACUGUGGGAGAACAGACCUCAUCAGCCAGGCCAUCGAGGCCCUGGGUCCAGAUGGGGUGAACACAAUGGAUGACCAGGGUAUGACGCCGCUGAUGUAUGCCUGCGCUGCUGGGGAUGAAGCCAUGGUCCAGAUGCUAAUUGAUGCUGGAGCCAACUUAGAUAUACAGGUUCCGAACAACUCUCCCAGGCACCCCUCCAUCCACCCGGACAGCAGGCACUGGACCUCCCUGACAUUUGCAGUGCUGCAUGGGCACAUCUCUGUAGUGCAGCUGCUACUGGAUGCUGGUGCUAACGUGGAGGGCUCGGCAGUGAACGGAGGGGAAGACAGCUAUGCCGAGACGCCCCUGCAGCUGGCCUCUGCAGCUGGGAACUAUGAGCUGGUCAGCUUGCUACUGAGCCGGGGCGCUGACCCCCUCCUCAGCAUGCUGGAAGCCAACGGCAUGGCCUCUUCUCUCCACGAGGAUAUGAACUGCUUCAGCCACUCGGCUGCCCAUGGCCACAGGAACGUCUUACGGAAGCUCCUGACUCAGCCGCAGCAGGCUAAAGCAGAUGUGCUGUCCCUCGAAGAGAUCCUGGCUGAGGGUGUGGAAGAAAGUGACACGUCGAGCCAGGGCAGCAGCGAGGGGCCCGUGAGGCUGAGCCGUACCCGCACAAAGGCCCUGCAGGAAGCCAUGUACUACAGCGCCGAGCAUGGCUACGUGGACAUCACCAUGGAGCUGAGAGCACUGGGUGUGCCCUGGAAGCUGCACAUCUGGAUAGAGUCCCUGCGGACCUCUUUCUCGCAGUCCCGGUACUCCGUGGUGCAGGGCCUCCUGAGGGACUUCAGCUCCAUCAAGGAGGAAGAGUACAACGAGGAGCUGGUGACAGAAGGCUUCCAGCUCAUGUUUGACAUCCUCAAGACCAGCAAAAAUGACUCCGUCCUUCAGCAGCUGGCUGCCAUCUUCACACACUGCUACGGCAGCAGCCCCAUUCCCAGCAUCCCGGAGAUCCGGAAAACCCUGCCAGCCAGGCUAGAUCCUCACUUUCUGAACAACAAGGAGAUGUCGGAUGUCACCUUCCUAGUGGAAGGAAAGCUGUUUUAUGCACACAAAGUCCUUUUGGUGACGGCGUCUAACAGGUUCAAGACCUUAAUGACCAACAAAUCAGAGCAAGACGGGGACAGCAGCAAGACGAUUGAGAUCAGCGACAUCAAGUACCACAUCUUCCAGAUGCUGAUGCAGUACCUCUACUAUGGAGGAACAGAGUCCAUGGAGAUCCCCACUGCGGACAUCCUGCAGCUGCUGUCAGCUGCCAACCUGUUCCAGCUGGACGCCCUGCAGAGACACUGUGAGAUCCUGUGCUCCCAAACCCUUAGCGUGGAGAGCGCAGUCAACACCUACAAAUACGCCAAGAUCCACAACGCCCCAGAGCUGGCCCUGUUCUGUGAGGGCUUCUUCCUCAAGCACAUGAAGGCCUUGCUGGAGCAGGACUCCUUUCGGCAGCUCAUCUAUGGCCGGAGCAGCAAAGUCCAGGGCCUGGACCCACUGCAGGACCUGCAGAGCACCCUGGCGGAGCGAGUGCAUUCUGUCUACGUCACCUCCCGGGUGUGAGGCAGGGUGGAGGGUGACUGCUGUCUGUGGGUGUGCAAAGGUCUGCCCUUGGCACCUCCAGAGGAGGGAGGCUCAUGGGUGUGCUUCCUGCUCUUCCCCAGAUAACCCUCUGUGGUGUUGACUGAUCCUUGGGUGGGCAGAAAGCCCACUUCACUGUUGCUCAACCAGUAACUGGCAGGGUGUGUGACAUCAUUUGCACCCUGAGGGCUACCCUGUGUCCUCUCUCCUCCAGUGGCUCAGCAGCAAGCUGACCCAUCUGCCUGGCUGGGAUGCUUUCCUAAAUGCCACACAGAGGAAAGGCUUUCCAAAUCCUGUCCCCCAAGCUGUGCCUUUGAAAGGGCUGGUGGCCCCUGUCUGCCUCCCUGUAAGACUACUAACUUGGAGUCUGAGCUCAGAGCGUCUGAGUUGAGGGUGUGAUGGGGUAUAGUACAGGAACGCAGGGACCUCAGCUCUCGCUGCUACAGCUAAGCAGCCAAAGGAAAGAGGCAGCUGUCGACCGCCCACCUAGCUCUCGUGUCUGCAGACUCGGGCAGCAGUGCUCCCGUGGUCUCAAGUGCAAGGUUCCUUUCACUCAGGACUGGAGCGCAAGAGCACACUUCUCUCUGGGAUCUGUGACUCUUGGGCAUGAAGGACAGGGCCUUGGUGGAAGAGAAGGGGUGUCCCCUCGCCGCCUGCCCUCAGUCUUGGCUUCCCAUCCUCUGCCCUGUUUCUGGACAGACGCUGGGACAGCAUCAAGAACAGCUACCUUAGAAACUAUUUAUUCAUCAGAAGCCCCUGGGGCUUGCAAUCCUGGAAAAUAUUUUCAGCUCGCUGCUUGUGCUGGAUGUACAAAAGAAUGAGUGGUAUUUUAUUGCUGUAAUAUUGUAUGAUACUGUAACUAUACCUUAAUGUUGUCACUUACUGUAAAUGGACUAUGGUUUUAUCAACAAUAAACACGCAUUAACAAUG